CUCCUACUAGACUAGUGUGUCCAGUUCUGCUGUGCACAAUUGAAGAAGGAUGUUGCUGAACUGGAAGGAGUUUGGAGAAGAGCAGUGAGAACGAUUAAAGAAUCGGAAAACAGGCCUGCCGGAGACAGAAGUCAGAUGAAUUCAAAGGAGUGAUAAAGUGUGGCGGAGAAAGAGAAGCUGUGGUUGCUUUCCUGGCCCGCAGUUUGGCAGGGCACUAAGAUGUCUGUGGACAUGAACAGCCAGGGCUCUGACAGCAAUGAAGAGGAUUAUGACCCUAACUGCGAGGAGGAGGAAGAGGAUGAGGAUCCUGGGGAUAUUGAGGAUUAUUAUAUUGGGGUAGCUAAUGAUGUGGAGCAGCAGGGAGCAGAUGCCUUUGAUCCAGAAGAAUAUCAGUUUACCUGCCUGACUUACAAGGAGUCGGAGAGCACCUUGAACGAGCACAUGGUCAGCUUGGCCUCCACAUUAAAGGUGUCUCAUGCAGUUGCUAAGCUUGUAUUAGUUAGUUUCCACUGGCAAGUCUCAGAGAUUUUGGAAAGGCACAAGUCCAAUUCUGCCCAGUUGCUAGUGGAAGCACGAGUUCAACCCACCUCAUCUAAACAUACAAUGGUACAUUCCUCCCAUCACUGUGCAGUGUGUAUGCAGUUUGUGCGAAAGGAGAACUUACUCUCUCUGGCUUGUCAGCACCAGUUUUGCCGUAGCUGCUGGGAGCAGCAUUGUACAGUACUCGUCAAGGAUGGUGUCGGAGUUGGGAUCUCCUGCAUGGCUCAGGACUGUCCACUUCGGACACCAGAAGACUUUGUGUUUCCACUGCUGCCUAGUGAGGAGCUGAAAGACAAAUAUCGGCGCUACCUUUUCAGGGAUUACGUGGAGAGCCAUUACCAGCUGCAGCUGUGUCCUGGUGCAGAUUGCCCCAUGGUCAUACAGGUACAGGAGCCCAAAGCUCGACGAGUGCAGUGCAAUCGAUGCAAUGAAGUUUUCUGUUUCAAGUGUCGGCAGAUGUACCACGCGCCCACAGACUGUGCCACCAUCCGGAAAUGGCUCACCAAGUGUGCAGACGACUCUGAAACAGCCAACUACAUCAGUGCUCACACUAAAGAUUGUCCCAAGUGCAAUAUCUGCAUUGAAAAGAAUGGAGGCUGCAAUCACAUGCAAUGCUCCAAAUGCAAGCACGACUUCUGCUGGAUGUGUCUGGGGGACUGGAAGACCCACGGUAGCGAGUACUACGAAUGCAGUCGGUACAAAGAGAAUCCUGAUAUUGUAAACCAGAGUCAGCAAGCACAGGCCAGGGAGGCCCUUAAGAAGUACUUGUUCUAUUUUGAGCGGUGGGAGAACCACAAUAAAAGCUUGCAGUUAGAGGCACAGACAUACCAGCGAAUUCAGGAGAAGAUCCAGGAAAGGGUGAUGAACAACCUGGGAACAUGGAUAGACUGGCAGUACCUGCAGAACGCUGCAAAGCUGCUUGCAAAGUGUCGUUACACCCUGCAGUACACAUAUCCGUAUGCCUACUACAUGGAGUCUGGCCCCAGGAAGAAAUUGUUUGAAUACCAGCAGGCUCAGUUGGAAGCUGAAAUAGAAAACCUCUCCUGGAAGGUGGAACGAGCGGACAGCUAUGACAGAGGGGACUUAGAGAAUCAAAUGCAUAUAGCAGAACAGAGGAGGAGGACCUUGCUUAAAGACUUCCAUGACACAUAAGGCGGAAGGAGGUGGUGAGGUGCAGGGGUGAGAGCAGCAAGCAAAGUGACGGUGGCUGCCUCGAGAGAAAUGAGCACUGCCUGUGGGAGAACCCGGCCAAGGACAAAACCAUCCCCUCCCCUUGCAAAACAGACACGUGCAAACGCCCCAUCUUACUCCCUUUCUGUUUUUUAUCUUUCUGCUUUUCAUUUCUGCCAGGCUAGAGGCUGGAGUUCAGAUUGGCAGCGUUCAUGGGAUGUUUCCUCCUACCCCAGAUGGCUUUUGAGAGAGGGAAUUUUUCUGAAUGGCUGUUAAUAGUAUUAGAUCAUUACAAUUUAUGUAAUUUUCAACGGUUGUACAAUUAUACAAACAAACCCUAGAAUAACACACAACCUUUUUUAAAAAUAAAUUGGCAGUGGAGUGUUUUUCCUUAAUAAUCUGCUUGUAAAUUAAAUGGGCUUCUGUCCCAAAAUCCUUUUCUGCACUGAGGGUUAUGAAAUAACCCAGCUAGAUUUCCCUUUCCUCUAACAUGUGCUUUGUAGCACUGGCCGGUGGCUGCACCAGGAGAGUGGCUGGAGCUCAGAGGGUGCUGCUGCUGUGUUUGCGCCUUACUGCAUCAGCGGUGGCUACAUAUCAGCACAAUGGUGUGUGGCAUCUCUUCUCUCGGCAGUAGUAUGUGCUGCAUGAACCAAAGCAAAUGGAGGUGUUAUAGGGCAGAGAUCAGGUUAACAUAGGAGAUAUGCCAAGCGGUAAUUCAGAUCUUUGCAUUCAGUGAAUUUAAAGUCUUCCAUGUGGAUUUUUGCUUUAGUUGGUUUUUAGGGGUUUUCUAUGCUGCCAAAACUAUGGUGUUUGGGAGACUGUUAGAACAGUUGUUCUAACAGUGUUAAAUAGGCUUGGUCUUGUUAGGCAGAGUGGAACAAGCCAUGUUACUUCAAUGCAUACAGCUUUGUAAAGAUCAGUCAGACAUGGAGUGUAACAUGAUCAAACCACUUUGGUCCCAUUUACCCAGGCAAGACUAAGCCGCAUUGCAAGUCCAGGGGGAACAGUAAUGCAUAGUGUGGUCCCUGACACCCAUCUUGGCAAUGUAGACAGGCACUCAAAACAAAGUGCUAGAGCUAACAUUGUUCUGCAUCAAGCCAGACUGAACACUGACUGGUGGAGUUAAUUUAUGUGUAUAUUGGUAUUAAAGCUGCUGGAUGGUUGUUAUAAGUCUGAUUAUUGUCUGGGACUCUCAGAGCUUUUGUAUGGCAUGUUUAAUGUAAAAUAUAAACAAUUUUUUUAAAAAGUGACCUCCCCAAUUCAUCUUAACAAGGGAGUCACUUCAAAACAGUGGCUUAAAUGCCAACGCUUUACGAUGGUGCAUGAACCAUGUACAGGUGCCUAUGUAACACAUGGACUUGUACGUGCAUCUGCUAUAGGUAGGCAAAAAUGGAGUAGCUGAGUGUCUGAGCUGAGGAAAUCCCCAAGUCUAGUGUGAAAGUAGGGAAUUCCCUUCCAUGCCAUUUUCAUGAAGAAUGUUGCCCUGACACAUUCCUUACUAGGAUAUUCGUAUUUUCACCCUUUUUGACUUGACAGGCUGAAAGACUGACUGGGAGUCUUCCUAAUUCCUGCUUGACGAAAUAAGCUACUCUCUUUUUUAUAUGAGACACAUGCACCAUAUGACUCUAGCCCCCAGAACUGGGUAUGUAGGUUUUAACCAUGUGAAGGUGGGAGAAAAGAGAGGGCCCUCAGUUUGAGAGGGAUACUUCUUAUAUGAACUAAUCUUGUGGACAGAGCUUGUACAGUACUGUGCAGAGUUAAUGUUUAUCCAGUGCUUUAAAGGUGUAAAGCGCAAAGUACUAAUGUAGGAUAUGAACUGAUGUUCUAGUUAAGCUAGCUGCAGUCAGGUGAAAGUUGGCCUGUUUGCCAGAGAGGUAUAGGGAGGUAUCUUUUCUAAUCCUAAAUACUCAGCUUUGCUGCCAGAUGGUGCCCGCUCCUCCCUGCUCACUUACAUCGCAUAAGCAUUUAGCUCUGAACCAGGAUAAGCAUAUUUUGCUUAAACACAAAGUGUUUUAAAAUCCUCAUUCCUGGAGCAGUGUAGGUCAGAUGGCAGGAACCAAUUGCCAAAUGGCCCUGAGAGCUGACUCGCAGUCCAGACUGCUCAGACAUCUUGGUGAUGAGCACUUAAGAAAUCCGUACAAAUACAGACUGCUUUGAAAGCCAUCUCUUUGGAGUUACACAAAACUCAAGCUUUGUCAACAAGGUUUUGUUUCUCCAAAACUCUUCCAGGAAGGAGGCUGUGAAUUUCCUGGUUCCCAUGAACAGAUCCUGCUUCCACCUCUGUGUAGAAAACAAGGCGGGAUUGCGUCUUUGCAGUGUGAGCCCAAACAGGGCAACGUUUGUGCAGCUGUAGUAUAGGAACAGUUAAAACUGUGGGGAGAUCCCCCAUUUCCUGCUCAUUCUGGCAUCUGAAAAGGAUAAGCUGCUGCUGUUUGAGAGGUGGGUGACUGAUAGGAAAGAAAUUAGUGUUCUCAAGAUCAAAGGUAAAGGGGAAAAUUCUGUUUUGUGAACACAGCCCCUUUCAAGUCAAUGAGGUGGCCUGAGAAUAGAAGUUGGAUCAGGCUAUUAACUCUAAAGGUACAAAUUUUCCCCGGCACCAGUAACAUGGUAAUCUGGCAGUGUUUGUCCCUUCCUCUUUUUGCAGCUGCUUGCUAUUCCUAGGUCAGCCUGACGUCUCUCUCCAUCCUUGCAUCUGAUGCUCAUUAUUUCUGCUUUGCUCAUGCUAAUGCACUGUCUGACUUAGAUCUCUAACAGUCAUCAGACUUCCUGGACCGUACAAAGUUUUCUACUGACAAUAUAAACUGCAUGACUGCUGCUCCGCACAUGAAUUGCUCACUGCACCUAUGUGGGACAGGAACAGCAGGAGGUUUCUGUACUAUAAUUUCACAUUCAAACUUUUAGACUUUUUAAGCAGGUGAUAAAUAGAACUUUAUUUUUAAAUGAGACUUGUUCUAGGGACUCCUUUUCUCACCUGCAUCUGCUCAGUUGGAUUGUUCUUCAGGAUUUCAGAUAGCAGCUGCUGCUGUGGGAGCUUUAGUAUUAUGGAGAGUGUUGCUGUUUCCUGGCUGCCUUGUUCUGUUGGCGAGGUCUUCUCCAAGAAACUGACACCACUCUUAGCUUUUCUUUAUAGGCAUUGGAGGGGAAGGGGCAAAGGAAAAUGCCCUUGAAAUAUUUCCCAGAGGUGGAGUGGUUUAUUUGAAAUAAAUUGUGAAUUUAUAAUUUUAAA
Messenger RNA from Mauremys mutica (yellowpond turtle), 4936 nucleotides. It is a transcript of the gene ARIH2, whose product is annotated as ariadne RBR E3 ubiquitin protein ligase 2. The transcript is spliced from 15 exons. The record is from RefSeq and is a predicted model, not a curated record. Gene Ontology annotation, molecular function: zinc ion binding; ubiquitin protein ligase activity; ubiquitin conjugating enzyme binding. Bases 220 to 1692 code for a protein of 490 amino acids. Gene Ontology annotation, biological process: protein polyubiquitination; positive regulation of proteasomal ubiquitin-dependent protein catabolic process; ubiquitin-dependent protein catabolic process. NCBI's taxonomy places the organism in Eukaryota, Metazoa, Chordata, Testudines, Geoemydidae. Gene Ontology annotation, cellular component: ubiquitin ligase complex; cytoplasm.